Molecule: messenger RNA, 2517 nt
Organism: Salvelinus fontinalis (brook trout)
Lineage: Eukaryota; Metazoa; Chordata; Actinopteri; Salmoniformes; Salmonidae
Product: protein phosphatase 1 regulatory subunit 12B-like
Exons: 11
Coding region: 316-1326 (336 amino acids)
Cellular component (GO): cytoplasm; Z disc; A band
Molecular function (GO): phosphatase regulator activity; protein kinase binding; enzyme inhibitor activity
Source: RefSeq, a predicted model, not a curated record
UGUGUGCUGUGUGGUAUAUAAACUGCAUUGCUUGCAUUAGGCUCUUGGAGACGCAAUUGGCUCAGAGUGCCCCGCGGCCCGCCUAUGAGUCUGUAUUGAACGCACUGUGCCUCGCCUUGCCCAGCUGAUGGGGAGGAAACAGUCUCUCUCUCUUUCUCUCUCUCCCUCCCGCCCUGUCCCACUCUUCUGUCCCUCCCCCAUUCCCCGUUAUCGCUCCCUCUCUCUCUUCCAAUCACUCCCUCUCUCAGGAUCGUAUCCGGCCUCUCUCACUGCAGUCUCUCUCCACCGGUCUCUGACCUUCAGCAGCCUGGGACCAUGCAAGCCUGCCUGCCCAGGUCCUAUCUAACCCCAGUGAGAGAUGAGGAGGCAGAGUCUCAGAGGAAGGCCAGAUCCCGCCAAGCCAGGCAAACCCGCAGAUCCACACAGGGUGUGACCCUGGCUGAACUGAAGGAAGCUCAGAGGACCAACGGCCUGUCUCCCCUGGACAGAGACAGACAUACAGAGGAUGGACAUAGCAGACUGACUGACAGGUCCUGUCUGCAGGGAAAAUGGGCUGCAGAGGACAGAGGAGAGACCAGGACCAACCUGGCUCAGUCUAUGGAGACAGAGGAUCACAGUCCCACAUGGAGCAGGGAGAUAGAUGAGCUCGGAAAUCAUAGAUCAAGGCUGGGGACCAUGGAAGCAGAGUAUUCCUCUGCCAGUGGGCCCUAUACCUUGCCUUACACCUCCACCAGCCUGGCCAACCGCACAUCCUCCAGAGUUGUUGAAUGGAAAGAUGAAAACCAGAACCCAAUUGAGGAUCCCUCCAAACAUGUCCUCUCCACAAGAGAGAAACAUGUUCGAUUCUGUGACCAAGAGUCAGAUGAAGCCUACCAGAAUGUUGAGCAUGACAGGGCAUCAAGGUUGGACUCUGGUGGUGGGGACAGCAGGGCUGAACCUCUGGGCAGAACCAGCUCCUACACACGCAGGGAAACCAGAUUGGCAGCGCUGAACAAGCUUGAGGACGACACCAGCUCCAGGGAUUACAAGAAGAUGUAUGAAGAUGCUUUAGCAGAGAAUGACAAGCUCAAGUCCCGGCUGGAUGAUAGCAAACAGGAGCUGACCAAGAUACGCACCCAGCUGGACAAAGUCACCCAGAAACAGGACAGACUAUCUGAAAGAUCCACUGUACUUGAAUCAGAGAAAAGGGAAAAACAGGCUCUGGAGAAGAGGGUAACGGACAUGGAGGAAGAGCUCAAGGUGUUGACAGAGCUUAAAUCAGACAACCAGAGACUGAAGGACGAGAAUGGGGCUCUGAUCCGUGUCAUCAGCAAGCUGUCCAAGUAAGAGGUUGGAAGCCUCUGUCCAAAGUCAUAGUAUACUUCCCUCAAGCUUGCAACGUGUGUCACUAUCAUUGGCCUUCGGCACCCUCCCACUAAGGGGACUGUACCAUGGUGCUCAAUGACACUUACCUGCCAACUUUUCUCAGAGGCAUGGUGACGAACCGUCAAAUUCCUGAUGACCCCUGGCCUGACCCUUGACCUCCAUGUUCAUUGGCUCACUUCAUACCAGGAGGUCAAAGGUGAGAAGAAGAACACACAGCGUCCGCUCAAAGAGGGUGUUGAUCUUGGGUACAGUAAACUCUGUAGCUCCAGGCCAGAAAUCUCUAAUCAAUAUCACAUCCACAUAUUUUACCUAUACAUCACAAACAUAUGUUGAUUUUGUGCUUCAAUGUGCACUGCUGAAAAAAACGACUGAAAAAACAAUCAUAGGUUUAACUUUUAUGACAUUGAUAACAUUACACAUUGUCAGUUGUUAUGAGGUGUUUAUAUCAUUAGUCUUUAUGGUUUGUAGUUCAAUUGAAGUCCAAAUUUCCAUCACAGACCAUUUUCCCUGAACUGCUCAUUAACCUUUUCCUGCUUUGUGUGGCGAGACAGAUGUCACAUUUUUUGGAUAAUUUUAUAUAAUUUAUGCAUUUUUUUUCUCAAAUAUUUAUACUUAUACUCAACCAUAUUUUUACCAAUAUAUUAUUAAUAUGUAUCCUCUUUAAGCAUUUUAUGAAACAGUACCAUUAGUCCACAUCACGUUAUGAGAUGGACAGCAUUUCUUUUUUUUCAAGUGAAACCUGUACAUGAUUUGUAAUGCAGAUAGCACAGGGCACAACACAGGGCCUCUUUAUCACAGGAUGUCGGUGGCACCUUAAUUGGGGAGGAUGGUCUCGUGGUAAUGGCUGGAGCCGAAUCAGUAGGAAUGUAAUCAAAUACAUCAAACACAUACGUUCCAUUCCAGCCAUUAUUAUGAGCCGUCCUCUCCUUAGCAGCCUCCACUACUCUUUAUGUAUACUACAUGCCUUUCCUGAAAGAACAAUACAGCUAUCUGUCUACACAUGUACUGUAAGUAUAUUUAAAGACAGUAUUUUACGUUGAAACAACUUUACCAUGGAAGUAUGUAUUAUAAGAGACCGGAAAAACUGAAAUGCUACUUGUACAUUUCUGUGGUUUGAUCACUUGCUCAAUAAAGUGUGGAUGGUUAAAUAUG